Orbicella faveolata is the source of this 676-nucleotide messenger RNA. RefSeq names its product cell division cycle 5-related protein-like. Gene Ontology annotation, molecular function: RNA polymerase II transcription regulatory region sequence-specific DNA binding; DNA-binding transcription factor activity, RNA polymerase II-specific. Gene Ontology annotation, cellular component: Prp19 complex; spliceosomal complex. Lineage: Eukaryota; Metazoa; Cnidaria; Anthozoa; Scleractinia; Merulinidae. Gene Ontology annotation, biological process: regulation of transcription by RNA polymerase II; mRNA splicing, via spliceosome. The record is from RefSeq and is a predicted model, not a curated record.
GUACAUUUCGUGCUGUUUACAUAGAUGUACUAAAGGCAUGCUGGGAACUACAAGGACCUUGGCCAUGUUGCUUCCUUGACACAAAUUUCAAAGGAGUAGAACCUUGUUUAGAUCUUUUGGAUUUGGUCAUUUGACCCCAGCUCGAUCUUUAUAAGAAGCCAAUAACUUUACUGAACACCAUGCCGCGAAUCAUUAUCAAAGGUGGAGUGUGGAGAAACACUGAGGAUGAAAUUCUCAAGGCGGCAGUUAUGAAAUACGGAAAGAAUCAGUGGUCUAGAAUUGCAUCUUUGCUGCACCGCAAGUCAGCCAAACAGUGCAAGGCCAGAUGGUAUGAGUGGUUGGAUCCUAGCAUUAAAAAGACUGAAUGGAGCAGAGAAGAAGACGAAAAGCUACUUCAUUUGGCAAAGCUGAUGCCAACACAGUGGCGAACAAUUGCUCCUCUGAUUGGCCGCACAGCGUCACAGUGUCUGGAGAGAUAUGAAUUUCUUUUAGAUCAAGCCCAAGCUAAAGAAGGCGAAAAAGAUGAGGGCGAGGAUCCACGGAAAUUACGACCAGGAGAAAUUGACCCUAACCCUGAAACAAAGCCAGCACGACCUGAUCCCAUUGACAUGGAUGAAGAUGGUAAAGCCAAUAUUAUCCAUUCUUAAAUUCAUCUUUCACAUUGAUUACUAUCAAU